Molecule: messenger RNA, 6216 nt
Organism: Lasiosphaeria miniovina
Lineage: Eukaryota; Fungi; Ascomycota; Sordariomycetes; Sordariales; Lasiosphaeriaceae
Exons: 6
Coding region: 1-6216 (2071 amino acids)
Molecular function (GO): ATP hydrolysis activity; protein binding
Source: RefSeq, a predicted model, not a curated record
AUGGACACAAUCCGAGCUGGACUGCACGAGUCGAUGAAUGGCCUGGCCGGGAAGGCCCACAAGCCCUCGGAUGCUGUGAGCAUCGCCGUCAGCACUGUCAGUGCUGCCAGUGACUCCGACGGCUCGACCAAGACGGCCCACGUCGUACGUGAAGAUGAGACGCUCUCUUCAGUCACGGCCGUCUCACACAGCCAAAGCUCGACGGCUUCGAUCCAAAUCACCCGUCUCAUUGACACCAGCCGAGCCAUUCGAGGCCACAUCUGCGGCUUUGAAGAAUACAACGAGACCUUCUUCAAGUCCCUAGACCUGGAGUCUUAUCUCGCGUGCAUCUCGGACCACCGCCUCGUCCAUAUGCCCCCGCGCGGCAGCGACUGGGACCGCGUGCUCAAAUCAGCCCAGUUCUUCGGCCUCCAGCUGUGGAGGCUGGGGUCUAAAGUCGACAGCUUCUGCUUCGGCGCCGAAGUCGCUUCCGUCACGGCCUUGGGAAGCACCCAGGUCUUGCUCGAGAUUGGGCCUCGCCAAGCCAAAGCCCUCCUGCCAACCUUCAAGGCCCUGUAUAAGCUGGCCAUCCUCAUAUCCAACAUCAGCCAGAUCAACGACAUCUUCUCCGGCCCGAGAGAGGUGAAGGAGGCCGUCGCUCACCUCUACUGCGACUUGGUCGAGUUGGUGGGCGACAUUGCGGUUCUGUACCGGAAGAGGAUCAGCAAUCUGAAGCCGGGCGCCUCCGUCGUCCUCAACUUUGAAGCUUCUUUUGGGAGCGCCAUGGCUGCCAUUCUGAAGAGGCGAGACCAAGUCACUGCGAAGCUAUGGUCACUCAAGCUCGGCAGUAGAGCCACUAGGCUCACCCUCGAGGCCAUUCGACAUCGACUAAAGCAAGAUCGCUCGGCCCGGGGCGCCUUCUACGAUCAGGUCUCGGACAGCGUAAAGCGCGCCGAGGGCACUUGCGAGUGGCUCAAAAGUCCCCUUGUCGAGUUCUUCAGAAGCCACGACAAGGCGCUGACAAUCACGGGCGACAUCGGUACCGGGAAGACCUUUCUUUCUGGGUGGAUUGAAGAACGUUUGCAACGCCCCCUUGAUCACGCUCAGCACUCAGCUUUGGCGUACAGUUUCCCCUUCGAUUCUCCCGCCGGGUGCACUCCACUCGCAUUCCUCAAGAGCAUUUUGUUCCAGCUUCUAGAGAAGAACGUGGGUGACGUCGGCUUGUACGACAAGCUUGUUGCUGCGUUUGAGGCGUACGACAAGCACCACAGCACGGAAAAGCUCGAGUCUUCUCUCUGGACGGCCUUGGAGUCUGGGCUCCGGACGCUGAACAAUCGCCUUGUCAACCUCGUUAUUGUCGUGGAUGGCUUCCACGACAUUAUUGGGCCACAGACCCCUUUAGACUUCCAUAAGGCACUGCGUGGAUGCAUUGGGAAGUUCAAGACAAUCCGCAUGAUCACCUUGUCCAAAGCCAUCUCGCAUCUGAGCGAUGGCUGCAGGCAUUUUAUCAUCACGCCUCAACACUUGCAAGUCGACAUCAAGGCGUAUUUCCGGCAGCGUUUUGCCGAGUUCCAGUGCUUUGGUCAGCUCAAGCCCGAAGCAAAGGAGAAAACUUUGCAUGAGCUUUCUCUGAAAGCCAAAUCAUCCUUCAUUUGGGCCUACCUUGUGGCUCAGUUGCUAGCAAAGGAGUCGCUGGCUUCUUCCCCUGAGGCCUUUUCCCAGGCCGCUCACCACGCCUCCACCAGCUCCGACGAGAUCUUGAAGAAGCUUGUUGCCAGAAUCUCUUUGAAGAACGACACCACCGAAGCAUUGCUUUGCUUCAUGCUCGCAGCCGACAGACCUCUGUCGGUUGCCGAGUUAUCUGAGCUUUUGCGGGUCGACAUCAAGGCUCGGCGUUUUGGAGUUGCCGUUGACGUCCCGAAGCACAUCAAAUCAGCUUGCAGUGAUAUUGUGGUCAUCGAGAAUGGUAGCGUUCACUUCAAGAGCAGGACAAUCCGCACUUACAUGCAUGGUCUGAUGGGCAAAUCUUUGCCGGCGCCUCGAGAUGCUCAACACCACUUGACCUUAGUCCUUCUUCUCUACUCCAAGCUUACGUUAUCGGAUGUCUCGGAGCCAUCUUUUGACCUUCUUGGAGAUACAGUCAUGGAUCAGAGCUUCCACUCUCACGCACUUCUAUACUACGCUGUUCGACACUGGCAAUCUCACUUUCGUGCGUCCAGCUUCUACGGAGCAAAGGGGGAGCUGGUUUUGACCAAGGACUUCCACGAAGUUUUCCCAGCCUCAUGCCAUUUCGCCCUCCUCGAACGGUCGAGCUGCUACCAUAACCUGACCACACCGUCGCUGGUUGAGUUCCACGACUUCUCUCUAAAGGUUCGAGAGGCAUGCUUUGGCCAGAAGCACAUAUCGGUUCUGCAGAUCUUGAUUAUUCUCGGCAACAUCCACAUCACGGCUUCGGACACUCUCGUCGGGGCCAAAUUCUUCUACAGAGCGGUGUCUGUAGGGAAGGUGAUUUUGCCACAACUCAGUGCGGUUGUGGUGACAUGCGCAAAUUACUUCCUGCAAUACACGGGGACCAUCACCAUCACGACGCGCACCGAGAUUGUCACCUACCGGGAAGAAAUGAUCCUCUUCAUGAUUGAGAUUUGUAAGGGCAAGCACGGAACAUCUAGCGAUCUGGUGAUCAAAUGGUACGAAGUGCUGGCCAAAUUGUAUGUUGACAUCAAGGAAGAAUUCCGAGCGACGUUGAUCUACAAGGAGCUUUACGAGAUCUAUGUCGUUCGUUUCGGCAAAAAGUCGCCACAGGCUCGCCGCCUUACAGAGCAUCUCGGAGGACUUAACAUUGUCCUCAAAGGCGAAACGAAGACAGAUGUCAAAGAGUAUGCCGGGUUCUUGCUAGGGGCCACAGAAGAUCUCAAUAUGGAAGACGAGCUAAGGAUCUCCAUCCUUCUCCGGCUUGCUCUAUUUUACGAGUCUCAAAAGCAGUGGUACCUAGCCGAGAAUCUAUACAUCAAGCUCUGGAGACAUAUCUCAGAGGUUUGCCGCAUCAAAGCAACCAUUGAGCUUCACAUCACCAAGAUCACCAUCGCCGUUGAGUACGUUCGGUUUUUGCAAAGACUGAAGCGUACCUCAGAAGCCUGCAACAUCCUGAUCUGCCUUUGGGCCGAAUAUGAGCAUCACAGCUUUGAAGAGAAGAAAAUCAUCGUCCUCAUCAGGGAGGUUGGCGUCUUGUUCAAAGUGUGCGGCCUUCUUGACGUCGCCAUUUCAAUCUUGACCAAGGUCUGGGGCUGGUUCAGGGGCAAAGGCAAGGUAGACGACGAGGAUGCGGUCCAGACUACUAUAUUGAUUACAGAGGUCGUUGAAGAAAUUAUCCAGACCACAAUGACCACCAAGACGACCAACACCACAACCACGGAGACUACCGAGACGGUUGUCAGGGAGAUCUUCGAGACGCAUCUCACGAGGUGCAAGAAGAGCAAGGCUGAUGCCGUCUUCUUCAAGUCAUGCGUCGCCCUCGCCAACCUCUACAUCAAGCUCCAGAACUGGGCACAUGCCGAGAUUGUCAUCAAGCAGACCCUGGAAAUCACCUGGAAGGCUAUCCUGACGGUAGAGGUCACCAUCGAGACUACCGAACACUUCGCGUCGGAAUGCAUCUUGGUUGCCACUCGCCUGGCCGUAUGCUACCACCAACAGAGGUUGUUCGAUAAAGCCGAGAGCAUCUACCUCCGAAUCUUCCACGCGUGCCUUGCGUCCUUGCACUUGGAAGAUGUCAGGAUUGAAGAGACCCUUGCCGUGCUCAUCAAGUUCUACGAGGAACACCAUCGCCACGAGAAGGUCAUUGAGGUCUAUGUCGAGCUUCUUGCGAGGUACCGCAAACAACUCGGACACACCCACAAGCUGACCAUCAAGGUGUUGUAUGCCUUGGCUGCUCAUUGCGAACUCUUGGGACGACACGGUGCGUAUGACUAUUACAUCGAGAUCGUCACAGUGCUCAACAAGCACAAGAAGCAUUGCCAUCAUGAUGCUUUCCAGGCAGCCGUGGUCUUGGUCAGGUACUACCAUGAAAGGAAGUGCUGGACGGAACUCCAACACAUCUGCCACGUUCUGUGGGAGACGUUUUUGCACCACCACAAGGAAGUCCACUUUUCAGAGGGGAUCAUCCAGCUCGUCUUUGAGAAGUAUGUCUACGUACUAGAGUUUCACGCCAAGGUUGAGCUUUCUGUGCUUUACGACAUGACAAAAAAGUUCCAUGAGACGGUCACAGUUGUGUUCGGUGUCGCCGCGUCCAUCGUGAUCGUGGCGAUGCUUUCCCUGGCCAAGAUCUGCGAGCGGCACGAGAAGCAUUACCAAGAGUCGAUCACGAUCUACGAGGAAGUCAUCAAGCGCAUCACUACGACCAAAACUACGACGACCACAACUACGGAGACUACAAUCAACACCGUUAAAAAGCGUUUGUCGAAGGUUUAUGUGACACUCAUUACCUCUGGUUCUUCGAAGACGACUGUCACCGUCACGACAAUCGAGCGAGCCAUUGUCAUUUGUCUCGAGUCGUAUGCCCAGCUACGCAUUGAGCUUGGAUGCUGGCAUGAGAAGACACUUUUCAAGCUGAAGGACGUCAUCGUUUUGUACCAGAAGCUGGGAAGCAAGGAGUCACACGCAAAGAUCAUCGAAUUACUGCAGGUUGCUAUCAUUGCCAUUACGACAACCACGUGUGGCUCUUUGUCUCUUUACCAUGCCGCAGCGACUCUUGCAUCAAUCUACAUUACAGCCGGCCUUGCCAAGCAGGGCCUCGUGCUGGUGCGUCAUCUGCGUCAUCUGGUCAUCUUUGGGGAAGAUUUUGAGAUCAGCACAGAGAUCAAGGUCACUCUUGACACAUCGUCUAUCACCAAGGCCGCAUUCGUCUUCCUCGUGUCAUUUGAGCAGCGCAUCACAGAAAAGAUCGUCAUGACGUUCUCGGAACUCAUGGCCAGUACACUGCUCGAAAUCUCUCUCUACGAGCAGUACAAGAAGGUCAUCGAGAUUGAGACGGAUAUUGAAAUCGUGCUUCAGCACGGUUCCAGGCUACGGGCCUUCUGGGCCGAGCAAAGAGAGGAUCAUUUGCUCGCAGUUCUCGACAAAAAGCUAUUUCACAUCUUCAAGACCAAGUACUCGGCCUUCAUAACGACACACGAUGACUACACUCGCAUCUUCUACCUUGCCUUAUUAGCGUUUCUUGCAAAGGAUGAGGCCAGGGUCGACUUUGCAGCGUUGGCAUGCAAGUCUGGCAAUGCCAAGGUAGCCGAGCUGCUUGAGUCAGGCGACUUCAAGAAAGCUCUAGAGGUUGCAAAGUGCACCUUCCACUUUGCCGACAAGCAGAAGUUCUACGGCAACUUGCAGCACGUUCGGUAUGCUUACAGGCUAGCCGAGUUGAUGGCUGGAAUCGACGCCCGGAAGCCGACCGACGCCAAACUCUGGGCCGAGUUCCUCAAGCUCUCCAAGGAAAUCACAAACGAGGCAUUGGCCAUUUUCAAGGCGAACGGCAUUGACUUUGUGCGGUUGAGGUUUGAAGACCUGAGUGAGAUUGUGCGCCUGCUCGGAAGUCAGCAGAACUACGGAGAACUCGAGGCCCUCCUACUCAAGCUUUGGCAGUCGCGCGAAGUGCAAAAGACGUGGCAUAGCGGCCGCGUCCUCAGCAUCGGGAAACUGAUGGUGCAUGCCCACGUUGCCGCGAAAAAUAUCCCGGCGGCCAUUGAGCUUGCAGACAUCAUGUGCUACAACUUGCGGCGCAGCCGUGGAGUGUUGGACCCGGUGACGGUCGAAAUGUCACAGAUGCUGGCAGCUCUGUAUACAUCCGACAACCGCGUCGGUCGGUCCAUUGACGUUCACGAGCAAAUCCUUCGCGAGAUUGAAGCUGCUCUUCGCAAGCAAGGGCAAGGCCAUGGCCACCACGAGAGAACCUACCAGGCUGCAGAAAAUGGCGGCAGCACGAAUGGCCAUCAGCAAAUUCUGCUCAAGAGAGCCCAUCUGCGACUUGGCGGCUGGACGAAAUCUGAGCAAGAGUUCACGGAGCUCUAUUCGCGCCUCGCAGCUCUCUUUAGCAACGGCGAUCUGAAGGGCCCUAGUCCCGACACGUGGUCCAAGGCAGGCAACAAAGACAAGCCGGACGAUAUGAUCGGCAAGUAUGUCGGGCCAAGGGAGUGGGAAACAGCAUCUUCCACACGUUGGUCAGCACCGACUUGGCGAGGUUGGGCAUCUGCGUGA